AUGCGUGCUGCCCCCACCUCGAAGGCGCAUGGGCAGGCUGCAAGUCCUCGCUUGGAGCUUGAGGACCUGCUUCUUCAGUGCAAGCGCGCAGCCUCCCGGACGCCGAUGAACAACACUCUGGGAAGGUCUAACGGCCACAGCCGCUCGCUCUUCGAAUCUCGCAACUCCAUGUAUAAUUCCCUUAAGCCGCUUGUCUCUCGAAUCAUAGACGAACCUAAUCCAUCCCUCGCUUUUACUCAUAGAAUUUGUACGAGCGAUAUCACCCUUCCGAUUCAGUCUGCCGUUUCUGAGGCGGAGGUAGAAGAGAGCAGAGAUUGCAUUUCUAGCUCGCUGGUAUCCUACAAGCCCAACAUAGGUGCCUGUGCCCCCUCACUGCUGCCUGACGGUGCUAUCAGCAGCGGCCUGGGCUCCAUCGUUAGCAGCCCGAUUCAGAUAAGGGCGGCCCAACGACAUUCGCCUUCGUUGCGCGCAUCGUCUCCCCUGGUUCUUGCCAAGCCAAUGACAUGCAGUGCCUCUUCUCAGCUACGUGAGCAGAAGACGCCCAUGCCCACUGCUAUUUCGCUUAUCGACUGCUGCGGCACUUCCACAGCGCAGCCAGACACAACGCUUCGGCUCUCUUCUCUCUCGUCGCAAAGGCAGGAGGACUCUGGUCCGAGGGCGUCCAUGCCAGGGCUGCCGGGGACCAAUAGUCCUGCUCUCUUCUACGUUUUGCGGCUGAUCAUCUGCCAGCAUCACGCCAAGAUCAUUAGGGCUCGAGUCGAUUCCCAGGGAUACUACCUUUUGGUUCUCAACUCUUCCCACAGUCUUCUGGGCCUUGUCCAAAAGCUUUCUUCGGGCGCACUUGCUAAAGUUUGGGGAAAGGCCUUUGAGAUAGACAAGUUCGCCACGUGUGCGCGCGGAAAGACCUUGUGUGACAGCAUGGUCAAGUCGUACAUGGUGCUUCGCGACGGCGUGAUCUACCUGGAAGACCCGCCAGUUCAAUACACUAACCAUACUGUUGGGCUCGUUAUUUGA
Messenger RNA from Giardia duodenalis, 1014 nucleotides. RefSeq lists its product as uncharacterized. The transcript has a single exon. Lineage: Eukaryota; Fornicata; Diplomonadida; Hexamitidae. The record is from RefSeq and is a predicted model, not a curated record. The coding region runs from base 1 to 1014 and encodes 337 amino acids.